Molecule: messenger RNA, 681 nt
Organism: Anthostomella pinea
Lineage: Eukaryota; Fungi; Ascomycota; Sordariomycetes; Xylariales; Xylariaceae
Source: the annotation of a GenBank genome assembly
AUGUUGCUCCAGGGACAGCCGUGUCGCUUCCGUGCAGAAGACAUAAAGGGCAACCUGAACACUAUGUCACAUACGGAUCUGCGCAACCACACGCUUUGGCCAUACCUCGAUGCGAUCGGGGCGGGCAGCAGCAAGAUGGAUUUUAUCCGGGAGAAAAUCAAGGAGAUGCUUGAAGAUGAUGAGCAGCACAAGGACGUAGGGGAGGGCCGUGGUACCUUGCGGAGGAAGAUGAUCAUCUUUACCCUUUCCCCUGUGACGGCCUUCCUCAUUGCCCUGAUACUGCGCAAGGGACUCCCCACGCUACGCCAAACUCUUGUUCUGGCCACAGACGCCCCCGCCAAGCGGGGGUCGCUUUAUGCCCCGUUCUGCCGUAUGACUGAUGAGGAACUGCUGGAAGACAGAGAUCCCCACGAUCCUCAGCUGUUAAUUACCACUGCCCGUAUCGCCGGAGAGGGUCUCAACCUGAUACGUGCCAACUACGUAAUAAUGACCGAGCCUGCAUUUGCAAAACAGGUCGAGGACCAAGCAUUCCGUCGCGUUCAUCGCUAUGGCCAACAAGCAACAACCCAUUUGUUCAGUCUGUACUGUACCUGGAAUCCCGCUGAAGUCAUUGUCAGAAGCCGUCAAGAUGCACGCUCUAGAUUACUAGAUGAGAGUAUCUGGACGCUUCCCGUCAGGUGA